ACGUUCUUCUCUCCAGGCCUUCUUGAUAACGCAGAAAGAAGCCGCUAUAUGACAGUUCAGAAGAUUAGACUUGCGUCGAGAUGCGAAAUCUUAUGUCAUUUAGUUGUUUAGUCUUGGGAUUACAAAAGUUAAUGAAGUAAUUUUGAGGAUUUUAGACGGGAUCCGACGAACGCAGCUAGCCUCGAACAUUCAUUCGAAACGCAAUGUGCAUGAAUGGUUUGAUUCGUCGUACGCUAUAGCCUAGCACGUUCGUCCUACACGCAAUAUGCAUGAGUGAUUUCAUUCGAUGAACGGUGGCUGUGCGUCAGUGCGCGGAUUCUUCUGAGAAGAAAUUUUGAGCGUCCGUGAUUGACACCUGCCGCAAAACUUAUGCCGUUGCUUCUCUGGCUCCCUCGAGGAACAGCAGUGUAACUCUGAGGCCGGAUGUGGCCAAUUUACUCUGGGUCCGUGACAACAACAGGAAUCGUCUCCUCCCGUACUCACGAAGAAGAUGAACCCUGUGAUCCUGUGACCAUGCUACGAUGACGGUGGCCAACUUGUUACAAUCUUUCGUACCUAUGAGAAUGUACUGUGUGGUCUUCAUCAUGUGGUAGUUGGUGUGAGUAGCGGAAGCUUUUAUUCCAACCUUUGCGAGCUGUACUCGCGAAAGCAGAACGAAGAUCUCAGGAACCAGGCAUCUUCGAAACUGGUCCCGACCUUUUAACUGGCCGGGACCAGUUUCGAAGAAGUAAUCAAUACUACGAGCGAAAGGUGUCUGCGUUUACGAAGUGAACGAGUGAAAGUUGUGACACACACCUCAAGGACUUAGUAAGAUAUACUGACUUCUCUUCGCCGGUCUUGCCUGCAUCUGCCCAAAUACUGUGCACGGUACUCCUCAGAUUGUACUUGUCACUCUAGCCAUUAAUCUUGGGCGUUACAGUUGUGUACUACACCCAAUUACUGUCACAGCUUAAAUUCAGGAGUCAGAUGUGUGGAUGAGACGCUCCUCGGUUUUGAAAAUCUGGUCUUUGAGAUGUUAAAAAAACCUGGACAGGUAUACGAAAGGCUCCUGUGGCCACAAAGGACAUGAAGUCGGUUGCACAAGAGGAAGAUGAGAACUGAAUGACAUCCUCACGUGGUGUGGUGUAAACAGACUAGACUAUUUUAUCAUGUUGAUUCCUCGUUUUGAGGAGAUCCAGCAAGGAAUGUAGAAGGAACAAAUCUCGUACCAAUGUCAAGCGCUGAACUGGACGAUGAUGGGCGUCCUAAACGCACAGGAACGUUUUGGACGGCAUCUGCCCAUGCAAUAACCGCAUGUAUAGGAUCUGGAGUAUUAUCUUUGGCAUGGGGAGUCGCUCAGCUUGGCUGGAUAGCUGGGCCCUUGGUGAAUGUUUCCUUUGCCGUCAUUACAUACUUCACUUCGGUUCUGCUCGUUGAUUCCUACCGCUACAUGAAUCCUGUCUCUGGGAGGCGGCUGUACACAUAUAUGGAUACAGUGAAGAGUUAUCUGGGGCGGAAGGACACGUUUGUUUGCGGACUUGUGCAGUAUACCAAUCUUUUCGGUAUUUGCAUUGGUUACACCGUUACCGCCUCAGCCAGUAUGGUGGCAAUCAAACGGGCCGGCUGUUUUCAUGAAAGAGGACGUCAUGCAGAAUGUCACGUAUCAAACAAUUUGUACAUGGGUAUUUUUGGCGCAGCUCAAAUCUUCUUCUCGCAAAUUCCAGAUUUUGCUCAGACUUGGUGGCUCUCAGUACUUGCCGCAAUCAUGUCAUUCUCCUACUCAGGCAUCGGUCUUGUAUUGAGUCUCAUUAAAUUCUUCGAUGAAGGACAAGUUAGGGGGACACUUUAUGGUUGGCCUAUUGGUAAUGGACAGGAUGAAUACAGUAGAGCUCAGAAAGUAUGGAAGACAUUGUCGGCAGUAGGCGAUAUUGCCUUUGCAUACAGUUUCAUUAUAGUACUUCUUAACAUACAGGACACGCUGAAAAGCCCUCCGCCAGAGAACAAGACCAUGAAAAAGGUUGCGCUGGCAUCAAACCUUACUUGCAGUAUUUUCUACUUGUCCGUUGGUUGUGUGGGCUACGCUGCCUUCGGUAACCAUGCUCCGGGGAACCUCCUCACAGGCUUCGGGUUUUACGAGCCAUAUUGGCUCAUCGACUUCGCCAAUGCAUGCAUCGUCGUUCAUCUUGUGGGAGCUUACCAGAUUUUUGCUCAACCGCUUUUCUCUUUCUUAGAAGGUUUGGUAUUGAAAAGAUGGCCAAAGAAGACCUUUCUCAACAAUACUCGAAGUGUGUCCAUACGUGUUGUUGGUAGAAUCCGACUGAACAUUUUCCACCUGGUCUGGAGAACCAUCUUCGUUCUGGUCACGACGCUUCUCGCUCUAUUAUUGCCUUUUUUCAACAGCAUUAUGGGCUUGCUAGGAGCUUUAGCCUUCUUCCCGCUAAGUGUCUAUUUCCCCAUCCGGAUCUAUAUGAAACGAACCAACUUGCGACAUUACAAAUGUGAGUGGUGGUUUCUAUGUACAUUAAUGGUUAUCUGCCUCCUAGUUUCUAUCGGUGCUGCAAUUGGAUCUGUUGCAGAGAUCCUUCAAGAUACAAGACACUACAAACCUUUCAACUGAAACUAACGUCUGUUAUAUGCUGCAGUACCUGUAUUUCAUGUUUCAAAAGGAAUUCAGAAUAUCCGUUUGGCAGCCUCAUCCUACAAAGAUGUCUCGACACUUCGUCUGAAAUGUCUUGGCUCUUUAAAGCCUUGAAGUGCCAGACAGAUUUUCCGACUGCCAGUUGUCUUUAAAAAUUGAUUAUUCUAAUUCUUCUUUUACCAACUUAUGUCAUCUACAAUUAGAUACAAGAUUAUCCAGUUAUAGAAGAUUGAGAACUAUCCACUUGCAAAACUGUUGAUGAAAUUCCAAGCUUUAACAACGUUCUUUCCUCAUCUGCAAAUUGAAAGCAUCAGCUUGGAGUUGUCGAUGCGCGCCCUCAUAUCCUCGUUUUCUGAGUCUAGUCCUGUUUGUUGCGCGGUGAAAAGUAAUAAAUGUUCUCUGUUCGAACUAGAAGUAUGUCAUAUGUCAUCUGCAGUCUGGACGGAUAGACUUUAGCAACACGUAACUAAAAAGGAAGACUGUCGGAAUAAGGUAUCGAUCCUCGUGGACUCAAAGUUGCAUGAAUCUCCUCUGACAGAUUCGGGGCGGAAAAAAACAGACUACAAAUUGAGAGCUAAGAGAAGAACUCCAAGUCUCCCAAGUUCUAGCGAACGACAGACAUGUCACCGAAAGUAUGCAACCAAGGUGUCCAAGACGUUACCCUCACUUGCGAUCUAGCGAUCACUAUCUUUGGAAUGCGAGAGCCUCAGGGACGAGGAAAUGGAUCCUGCAAUGGUUAGUCCAGCACAAGGUGCAACCCUCAAUUGGAGCAGUUAAGAAAAGCUAGAGGCUGGAGUUUCUCUGCAAGUAGAAUUAUCCUGCAAAAUCGACUGACCUUUUCAGAGACGUCAUAUGAGCCAAAUGCAUUACAGUCCAGCGUGAGUUCUCAAACGCGACGGGCGUUGCCAAAAUUUCUUCUCGAAGUGAUCAUCGUCAUCCUCAAGCUCCAGCUCCUCACCUUCAACUCGCAGGGUUCCGUAUGAGUUCACAGCCCCAUCCCUUGACGGAUGGAUGUUCGAAUCCGUUGUAACUUCCAAAGUCAGACUGUCAAGAGGCACCCCGAUGCAAGACAUUGAUGAAAAUACUUCCUAGUAUCUGCGUCAGAGCUAUGCCUCCAUUCCUGCAUCCGUGUGCAGAGACUACUCUU
Molecule: messenger RNA, 3764 nt
Organism: Marchantia polymorpha subsp. ruderalis
Lineage: Eukaryota; Viridiplantae; Streptophyta; Marchantiopsida; Marchantiales; Marchantiaceae
Source: the annotation of a GenBank genome assembly